UUUUGUCCCGACUCGAUACUCGUUUCGUGAUUCCCGUAUCGUGCGCUGACCGUCUCGUCUCGGACACGCCCGCACGGCUGACGUCUGACGUGCUACCGCGACGGGCGAGGCGUGCGACCUGGUGCGACGCGGGACGACUCUUUUUCGUAAACAGUGUGGAUUACGUUAUCGCAGUUUGUAUGUGGUGUGUGUGUGUGUGUGUGUGUGUGUGUGUGUGCGUGCGUGUGCGGGUGCGUAUGCGUGAGCGAUAUACAGUACAAGGACGCUUCUAUUUCGGGGCACACCUAGUUUGCGAAGGUCAGAGAGAAAGCUCGCGGACUUGUGUAGUAUAAUUUUUGCGCUCGCAGCGCAGUUCGCCAUGAGCUGGUCGGUAUGUGCGUCACCCCUGCCACCCCCCUCCCCUCCUCCUCCUCCUCCUCCCCCGCAGCCUGCCCGCCUUACCCCCCCAGCUCACACUCGCUGGACCAGUCUCGGUGAGCCGGCCGGCGGCGUGGUGGUGGUUGUGGCGGCAGUAGUAAGGCACGACACGCAGAGGCGAAGGCGGCCGAGCUCUGCGUGCAGCGCGUCACCGUCGUUACUGUCACAGUAACGUCACAGUUGUCACCAUCGUCACCGUCGUCACCAUCCUCGCCGUCACCAUGGCGUCGUUCUGGUGCGCGACGCUGCUGCUGCUGCUGCUGCUGCUGCUGGCCGCGGGCCUGCGCGCUGAGAAUCAGCACCUCGCCGACGGCGACGAGUGCACCAUGGACAACGGCAGCGCCGGGGUGUGCCGCCGGCUGUCGCAGUGCCCGUGGGCGCUGGCCGAGAAGCACCGCGGCCGACGUCCCAAGGUGUGCGACCGUCGCGGGGAGUGGACCAUCGUCUGCUGCAAGGGGCGCGCCGUCGCCAAGCCCUCGACCGCCGCGCCGCCCGCCGCCGCCGUGCUCACGGGCAACAGGUUCGGCGAGACGCAGCAGGACAAGGACACGUCACGCAUCGCCCGCAAAAAAUGCGACGAGUACGCGUCGUACGUGUUCGUCGAGGGCCUCAGCACGUCCACGGCCAAGAUCGACCAGUGCGCCAUCCUCGCCGACGAGCUGAUUGUCGGCGGGACCGAGACCAAGCCCAUGGAGUUCCCGCACAUGGUCAGUAUGGUAGUUACACCAGUCAGGAGUCACUCGCGCUGCACUCAAACUUAG
Molecule: messenger RNA, 1178 nt
Organism: Frankliniella occidentalis (western flower thrips)
Lineage: Eukaryota; Metazoa; Arthropoda; Insecta; Thysanoptera; Thripidae
Exons: 3
Coding region: 639-1178 (179 amino acids)
Source: RefSeq, a predicted model, not a curated record